This is a messenger RNA of Verticillium alfalfae VaMs.102, 1134 nucleotides long. RefSeq names its product dihydrodipicolinate synthase. The record is from RefSeq and is a predicted model, not a curated record. NCBI's taxonomy places the organism in Eukaryota, Fungi, Ascomycota, Sordariomycetes, Glomerellales, Plectosphaerellaceae. Bases 1 to 1134 code for a protein of 377 amino acids. Gene Ontology annotation, molecular function: 4-hydroxy-tetrahydrodipicolinate synthase activity. The transcript has a single exon.
AUGGCUCCUCAUCACGAUGCCUUGUCACCGACUGGCAGUUAUACAGCGGGCUUUAACCAUUUCUCUUACAGACAAGCACAAUCCUCAGAACUCAGAAUGGGUGACAUCAGCCCUACGGGAUCGCAGGCUUCUCUAAGUAGCUCUUACGACAGCUCCUCGCUCGAGCCGGCGGCCCAUGCGGUUCGUCCACUGUUACCCGGGGUGUACGUGCCCACCAUGUGCUUCUUCGAACCGGAGACAGAAGACCUUGACACGGACACGAUAGCUCACCAUGCUGUGCGACUUGCACGAGCGGGUGUGACAGGCUUGGCCACACAAGGGUCCAAUGGCGAGGCGGUUCAUCUAACGCACGCAGAACGCCAGCUAGUCACUGCUACCACGCGACAGGCGCUUGACGAUGCGGGUUUCCGUUCCAUGCCCAUCAUAGUGGGAUGCGGUAGCCAGAGCACGCGUGAAACUAUCCAGUAUUGCAAGGAAGCUUGGGCAGUGGGCGGUGACUACGCCCUGGUCCUGCCGCCAUCCUAUUACGCGUCACUCUUUGCGCCGUCAUCGGAGACAGUUUUGGAAUACUUCCACAAGGUGGCGGAUGCAUCGCCGAUCCCCAUCAUCAUCUACAACUUUCCCGGUGCUGUGGGAGGCAUGGACCUUUCUUCCGAUACCAUCAUCGCGCUCUCCAGCCACCCCAACAUCGUAGGCGUCAAGCUCACCUGUGGCAACACGGGAAAACUCAACCGCGUGGCAAACGCGACCCGAAGACUAUGCAAGAAUUACGAUCACGAGCGCCCUGAGUUCCUGGUCUUGGCCGGAUCGGCAGAUUUCUCUAUCCAGUCACUCGUCGCGGGGGGCCACGGCAUCCUGGCGGGACUAGCCAACAUUGCACCCAGGGCCUGCAUCCGGACCAUCGAGCUCUUCCGAGCGGGAAAGGUCGCGGAAGCGCAGAAGUUCCAGGACGUCGUGUCCCAAGGCGACUGGACAGCGAUCCAAGGUGGUGUCGUGGGUGUCAAGGCCGGAUUACAGGCCUGGAUGGGUUACGGAGGCUCCGCUCGUAGUCCGCUGCCAAAGCCGACUGUGGAGCAGACAAAGAGGUGGCAGAGUGGCUUCAAGGAGCUGGUGCUCCUCGAGAAGACUCUAUGA